Molecule: messenger RNA, 786 nt
Organism: Colletotrichum paranaense
Lineage: Eukaryota; Fungi; Ascomycota; Sordariomycetes; Glomerellales; Glomerellaceae
Exons: 3
Coding region: 1-786 (261 amino acids)
Source: RefSeq, a predicted model, not a curated record
AUGGCCGUCUUCUUCCUCGGCAGCACCAAGAUUCCUCAGUCUCAUAGCACCUCGGCCUCCAGGCACUUUCGCAAAAGAUCUCCUUCCGAGCAGUCUCUCGACAAGAUUCCGCCGGACCAGCAGCCACUGCCUGAAAAGCCUGAGCUUCGCCAGAGACCAUCGCUCAAGUUCAUCCACGUACGAAGCCUAGGAUCGCCGUCUUCUUCACGACCGUCAUCUCCUGAUCGUCCGGCCUCGCCCCGUCCGCCAUCUUCGCUCUCACAGCCCUCCCGCCCGUCGUCUCCUAGACCUUCGUCUCCUCGACCUUCAACCCCUCGUCCAUCCACUCCACCUCUAUUACCCCCUCCACGUCCCCGGUCAACCACCACCGCAACCAUGUCUUCCCCAACCAAGAACUCGGUUCCCCCGACCAGCACCACCACCUCUAACCCGUCUACCACUACCACCAGCUCCAGCAACCCCCUCAACUCGAGCACGAGCAACAGCAGCUACCCUAACAACUCUCUCAGCACCAGCAACCCCAACUCGUCUCUCAACAACACUAACAACACCAAGUCCAUCAACAACAACACCAACAACCAGAACAGCGGCUUCGGUAACUCUCUCCCCAUGCCCGGUCUCUCCGGCCCCGCCAACGGACCCAUCGGAAACCUCCUCAAAGGUCCCGUUGACGACAACGGCAAGCUCAAGGACGCCGGCCUCAUGGUCGGUAUCAAGCUUGACCUUGAAGCCGAGGUUCACCUCACGGCUCGGGUCCGAGGUGACAUCCUCGUUGGCCUAUACUAG